Molecule: messenger RNA, 228 nt
Organism: Phytophthora sojae
Lineage: Eukaryota; Oomycota; Peronosporomycetes; Peronosporales; Peronosporaceae
Exons: 1
Molecular function (GO): oxidoreductase activity
Source: RefSeq, a predicted model, not a curated record
GUCUCGAUCGCCGAGGAGGUCGGGGCCUCACCCGCGCAGGUGCUGGUGGCCUUCAGCCUCGCCAACGGCUUCGUGACGCUGCCCAAGUCGGUGCACGCGGAGCGUCAGCUGAGCAACGUGGAGGCGGCCGACAUCAAGUUGACGCCCGAGCAGGUGGCCAGGCUGGCCUCGCCCGAGUCGUACAUGCCCACGGCGCCAUGGGACCCCGUCAAGCAGCACGCCGUGUAA